Molecule: messenger RNA, 431 nt
Organism: Staurois parvus
Lineage: Eukaryota; Metazoa; Chordata; Amphibia; Anura; Ranidae
Source: the annotation of a GenBank genome assembly
UGCUGGUCCAGAGUGUGUCAUGGGUCCCUGUACGGCCUCCCAUUGCUGCUGUCUCCAUCGCCACACUCUGCCAUGUGCCACUUUCAGGUCUCCUCAAACUGCUGGUGGGUUCCAUUUUGUCAUAGGGUGCUGUAUGGCCUCCCAUUGCUGCUGCCAGGCCCGUAAUCUGCCAUGGGCCCCCGUACCGACUCCUCAUGCAUGCUGCUGCUAGGCCCGUAAUCUGUCAUGGGCCCCUGUACUGCCUCCUCAUGCUGCUGCCAGGUCCAGAGUGUGUCAUGGGUCCCUGUACGGCCUCCCAUUGCUGCUGUCUCCAUCGCCACACUCUGCCAUGUGCCACUUUCAGGUUUCCUCACACUGCUGGUGGGUUCCAUUUUGUCAUAGGGUGCUGUAUGGCCUCCCAUUGCUGCUGCCAGGCCCGUAAUCUGCCAUGG